AUGUCUAAGUUGCAAUUUUUGCUGGCAUGGUUAUUGAUUUUAGCCAAGUGUCAGUGUUAUGAAUCUGAUACUGUAAAUGAGAAGUUAACGUUACAGCCGUUACAAGAUGGCAGCUUCUUAUUCGUAUUGGAUGUUGAUAUCAUCACUCCACGGCAUGUGCGUUCUGAAGAGCAUAUGGCAUACCCUGGUAUAAUGAUGGACGUGAUGGCUCCAGAUCUUGCUAAACUUUUUUGGAAAACACAUGUAGAGAAAUUCGAGGCUACACAACAUAUGGGCGAUUGGCAUGAUACUUGGGGAUGUUCUAAUUUUGAUAUUUUCAAUCAUGGCGAGAGUCUAUGGGCAACAUGGUUACCUAAGUAUACACAGCUUGAGGCCUACGACUUUUUUGAGACGCUUGCAACAAGCCUCUGGGGUAUCACAGGGUCACAAUUUCACUAUCUCGCAUCACGUGACGUCUUUGUUUUUGAUGUGAACCGUAUUGCUACGUUGGAGGAGCCAACACCUUCCCAGCCAAAGGAGAGGAGCCUUGCGGCAUCGUAUUCUGAAGAUAUAUUUUGUGUUGAUAACCUUUACAAAUGGCGUGUUAUGAUGCCGUCAUUAGCUCAAGCUGGUUUGUUGUCACUGAUAAACGACGAACGUGUAUGGUCACGUUCACCUUAUAAGGGCGUUAGGUCGCGUAUGUUUAUGGAGGCAUCAAAACUUAAGUUUACGGCUCAGUUCCAGUUAGUUGUAAAUCGCAACUGGCUUAAAAAAGGUAUAUGGAGUAUCUAUCGUGAACGCAAGGUUCCUAAAAAAUUGCUGGAUGCCACAACAAGUACUGUCGAAUUUAUAGUACCGGAACAACUUCGCGGUUCUUUCGAAGGAAAUGAUCGUCUAGUAUUCGAUUUUCUCGAUCUGGAAAGUCAUUCCCUUAUAGAAAGUGCUUUUAUGAAGUUGUUUGCAUUAUCUGGAGAUAAUAUAGCAUACCCUUGCACCCCAAGGUUGAGUUUCCGAGUAUCAGAACUGGAAAGCAGUAGCCUUUCAGUGCAGAGGCGUGUAGAGUCGUCACUUUCUGUGUUGAUCGAUAACCCGGAGAAUUCAGAUAAGUAUGUCAAAUUGGUUCAGCCGUUACCAUAUUGGAUGCUUCCUCAAAUAUCUACUCUUAUUUUCACGAUAUCGCACGAAGACACUUCGGAUGGAGUAGACCAAUCACGUAUUGUCACAUAUUCCUGUGUUGGUAGCGACUGUUUCAAGCGUUUAGUUCACCGUGAACGUCUUUUGGAAUAUGUCAGCUCGCAAACAACGACUAGAGAUAUAAAUAUCGACUUGGAUGAAGACCUUGCUGCGCCGCUGAUGGUAUAUGAUCACACUGAAUAUUGGAUAGGUUUUGGAUUUUCUGUUAAGUUGCCUUCGAAUUCACGGCUAGAGUGUCGUGUCGACUUGCAUAAGAAUAAACUGACGUUUGAGGAGAUCGAUUACUCCAUGCAUCGAGGGCAAUUGAUCCAUUCAGGUAUGCUUAUUGAGAGUUCGCAUCCUACUUUUGAUAACUUAACAAAUUUGAAGGGCAAAAUACACUACACGGGCCCAUUCUUUUCACACAUAAUUCUACCCGAUAACACAAUGGCAUUUAACGUGAUGGCGGCCGUUGGCGUUAUCAUAGGGCUACUUUUUAGCUUAGUAUUCAAUCUAGCUACUAGAAAGCUGCCGUUGAGUGACGUCACGGAGCCAAAGAAAACAGACUAA
Molecule: messenger RNA, 1722 nt
Organism: Babesia sp. Xinjiang
Lineage: Eukaryota; Apicomplexa; Aconoidasida; Piroplasmida; Babesiidae
Exons: 1
Coding region: 1-1722 (573 amino acids)
Biological process (GO): attachment of GPI anchor to protein
Cellular component (GO): GPI-anchor transamidase complex
Source: RefSeq, a predicted model, not a curated record